Molecule: messenger RNA, 1758 nt
Organism: Megalops cyprinoides (Indo-Pacific tarpon)
Lineage: Eukaryota; Metazoa; Chordata; Actinopteri; Elopiformes; Megalopidae
Gene: rrad
Product: Ras-related associated with diabetes
Exons: 5
Coding region: 152-1066 (304 amino acids)
Biological process (GO): negative regulation of high voltage-gated calcium channel activity
Cellular component (GO): plasma membrane
Molecular function (GO): GTP binding; calcium channel regulator activity; GTPase activity
Source: RefSeq, a predicted model, not a curated record
GAGACAGGAGCGAGUGCGGCACGAAGGGAACAGGCGCACAGGACUUUCUAUCGGGACUUUAAGGAGUCUCAACCAACGAAGGAGACUAUUCGAAAGGAUUACACCAACGAAGCCCUACGAGGAGCUUUUAACCGAAAUAUAUCUGGUAGUCAUGACUCUGAACAAAGAGGACAAACUGCGGAACAUGGACAAGAGGCGAGGAAGUAUGCCGUUUCCCGUCCACCUGCAGAACCUCCACAGAAGAAGCAUGCCCGUCGACGACCGCGAGCUCCACUCCACGGCGCAGACCGCAGACCUGUCCAACCUGACGCGCUGCACGUCCUACACCCCGGGUGAACAGCACCGAGACAGCUGCGUUUCGGACUCGUCCGACUCCGUCAUCUCAUCCGGUAGCGACGCCGAGGGCCACGUUUACAAGGUGGUUCUCCUCGGGGAACACGGAGUGGGAAAGUCCAGCCUGGCGCGGAUAUUCGGCGGAGUUGAAGACGGCCACGAUUGCGACGAAGCAGGAAACACGUAUGACAGAUCUAUCAUUGUUGAUGACGAAGAGGCUUCUAUCCUCCUGUACGACAUAUGGGAACAGGACAACAGCCAGUGGCUGAAGGAGCAGAGCAUGCGGAUGGGCGACGCCUACAUCAUCGUGUACUCGGUGACGGACAAGGCCAGCUUCGAGAAGGCGUCCGAGCUCCGCAUCCAGCUUCGCAGGGCCCGCCAGUCGGAGAACAUUCCCAUCAUCCUCGUGGGCAACAAGAGUGACCUGGUGCGGUCCAGGGAGGUCUCCGUGGACGAGGGCAGUGCCUGCGCCGUGGUCUUCGACUGCAAGUUCAUCGAGACCUCGGCCUCCCUGCACCACAACGUGCGGGAGCUCUUCGAGGGCAUCGUGAGGCAGAUCCGCCUCCGCAAGGACAGCAAGGAGGAGAACGCCCGCCGCCUGGCCAACAGCAAGCGGCGCGAGAGCAUCGGCAAGAAGGCCAAGCGCUUCCUGGGCCGCAUGGUGGCCAGGAAGAACAAGAAGAUGGCCUUCAGACAGAAGUCCAAGUCCUGCCACGACCUCUCGGUCCUCUGAGACCCUCCAGGCGGCCGCUUGCUGCUGCCCCAAGACCAGACGCUGUGUGUCACAUGCGUGCAUUUUCGACACCAACCCACGGACUGACAGAUUUGUACAUAUAUGCAUAUAUGAUCUUCUUUUUUAAUGGUAAAUUAAGAUGAUUAUAUGAGAAGAAAAGCUGAAAGGACAGAUUGAUGGUGAUAAAUCUGCAUGUAGCUCUCUAAGUUUUUGUUUUAUGGUUUAUCUUUAAAAAAAAAUUCUGCCUUAAAAGUACCGCUGUUGAAUCCUACCUGUGUACGUAGGCAAUUACAUAACAAAGGGUUUGUCCUAACGGCAAGCUGAGCUUGCUGUAGGGCUGUCGGUGGAGACAGUAUGUAUAGGCAUUGUGCUACAAGACUGUAUUUAAUGGCAUGGCUAUUGUGCGCAAUGACGACAGACAGAGAGAAUAGCUGUUCUAGGGGAUUUUGCUAAGUGGAAGGAAGGGAAUGUUUCUGCAAGCAUUGUAAGCAAUUUCACCAUCAAUCUGACAUUUUGGAAUCAUACUGUAUUUACUUGAAACUAAGUGCGCAGGUUCGUACUUGGGCUGAACAGUGUGGGUGGUUAGGGGAGGGGGGAAAGGGGAGUCCAGAUGAAAUACAUAUUCUUAUAUUGUGCUGAUAUUCAAACUGCCGGUGUGACUGAGUGAAUGAAAGGAUUGAUGAAUGAAUAAA